This is a messenger RNA of Mesorhabditis belari, 447 nucleotides long. Lineage: Eukaryota; Metazoa; Nematoda; Chromadorea; Rhabditida; Rhabditidae. The record is from the annotation of a GenBank genome assembly.
AUGGCUGACAAUUUCUCUAGCGAACAAAUCGAAGAUUUUAAAGAAGUUUUCUACAUGUAUGACAAGGAUGGAAGUGGAUCAAUAUCGGCAAAAGAGUUUGGUAAAGUUAUGCGAGCUUUAGGACAAAACCCCACCGAAGCCGAAUUGAAUGCAAUGAUUUAUGAUGGAGACUCGGAUGGGAACAGAUCGAUCGAUUUUGAAGAAUUUCUUGGAAUGAUGGCUGAAAAGAUGAAAAAUCCGAUUAUGGAUUCGGAUGUUCGAGCGGCUUUUCAAGUAUUCGAUAAAGAUGGAAAUGGUUUUAUAUCGGCGAAAGAGUUGCGACAUGUGAUGACGAGUUUGGGUGAGGCGUUGACAGAAGAAGAGGUGGAUGAAAUGAUCGAUGAAGCGGAUGUGAAUGGAGAUGGACAAGUGAACUAUGAAGAAUUUGUGGCCAUGAUGAGUAAGCAA